CUGAGACCCUAGUCGCUUCGCCGCGCCGGCUGGUCUUCAAAUACUUCGUAAAAUAAAUAAACUUUAUUAUGAUGCUCGACAACAAGUGGACAUACAAAAAUAAUACUGUGACAAGUAAUUAUUCUUUCAUGCUUUUAGUGAGCUUUAAUGGAGAGAUGAUAUCUCCAGCAUGUUUGCAGCACUUCCAGCAGAGUACUCCAACACCUUUGGUAGAUUGGUCUGGAAUGCCUACGAUCAUAUUGGCAGUACUGGUAGUAGUGAUCGGAACUACCGCAAUCCUGGUGCGGCCUGCAGAGCAAAAGAAGAAAAAGAUUCCUCGGCCGCCGUCUGUGCCAUUUCUUGGAACGAGAUGGCUUUUCUGGAUUAGAUACAAGUUAAAUAAGCUCCAUGAAGCAUAUGAAGAUAUGUUCAGGCGUUACGGGCUGAUCUUCGAGGAGGUGACCCCUGGGGGAGUCAUCGUAUCGAUAGCUGACCGAGCAGCCCUGGAGGCGGUGUUGCGGACAGCAGCGAGGAGACCCUACCGACCUCCCACCGAAAUAGUCCAGAUGUACCGACGGAGUCGUCCUGAUAGAUACGCAUCCACCGGACUUGUCAAUGAGCAAGGGGAGAAAUGGCAACAUUUACGACGUCAUUUGACCUGCGAUUUGACGAGUCCACAAACUGUACUGAGGUUUAUACCUCAAUUGAACAGUAUUUGUGACGAUUUCCUGAAUCUUAUCAAGGGAAGCAGGGAGCACGAUGGAACUGUUUCCGGCUUUGAUCACCUUACUAACAAAAUGGGCUUGGAAUCUGUUUGCGGUCUCAUGCUGGGGACAAGAUUAGGGUUCCUGGAGCGCUGCAUGUCCGAUCGGGCAGCCACCUUAGCUGCUGCUGUGAAGGCACACUUCAGAGCACAAAGAGAUAGCUAUUACGGUGCACCAUUAUGGAAGUUUGCGCCGACAACAAUUUACAAGACUUUUGUGAAGAGCGAAGAGACCAUUCAUACGAUCGUUUCCGAGCUGAUGGAGGAAGCUAAGUCAAGGGCACGUGCUUCCGCGAAUGAUGAUGGCAUGCAGGAGAUCUUCCUCAAGAUACUAUCCAACCCCGAACUAGACAUGCGUGACAAAAAAGCCGCUGUCAUUGACUUCAUCACGGCUGGCAUUGAAACUCUUGCGAACAGUUUGGUCUUCCUUCUAUAUCUAUUGAGCAGUCGACCUGACUGGCAACAGAAAAUCCGCUCCGAGUUGCCAUCCUGCGGAGAACUCAGGAUAGAGGAUCUAUCAUCUGCACCAUCUGUCAAAGCUGCUGUCAACGAGGCUUUCCGGGUGCUGCCCACUGUUCCGUUCCUGGCAAGACUUCUUGAAACUUCUAUGACCAUUGAGGGCUAUACGAUACCGGAAGGGACAUUUGUGUUAGCGCACACAGUGACUGCAUGCAGACAAGAAGAAAACUUUUGGCGAGCGAACGAGUAUCUCCCCGAGCGAUGGAUUGAUGUCCGCGAGCCUCAUGCUGCUUCGCUGGUAGCCCCGUUCGGUCGAGGGAAGCGAAUGUGUCCGGGGAAGCGAUUCGUUGAGCUGGAACUACAUUUGAUUCUUGCCAAAAUCCUGCAGCAAUGGAGAGUUGAAUUCGAUGGUGAAAUUGACGUUCAGUUCGAUUUCCUAUUAUCGCCGAAAUCACCGGUUUCCAUCCGACUUGUGGAGUGGUGAAUUGGUAGGAUUCAACGUUAACAACAUUCCACCGAUGAUUAAGUUUCGUACUGAUUUAUUAUAAUUUAUUAGAUAGUUAAAGAUCAAGAUAUUGUAUAAUUAGGCCUAUCGCAGACGACACACAUUUUGAGCUAUCGAGACUGCGGCAAACAAAAGUCUGGAUUGCGCACAAAAUGUCUUUGGCAGAUAUUUCACAGACUCAACACACACGACGUACAUUUUUGGUUCAUUUUGUCGGCAGAACUGUAGGAUAUUAUUUCGUACUUGAGAUACAAAAAAAGAAGAAUAAAUAAAGAAUUGAGUUCAUUCUAUUCUUUCAGGAAGAUUAUUAAAGGGGCCGUUUCAUAAACAUUCAAUUCUAAAACUAUAUUCAAAUAAGUCUUUCAAAUUUUAUAAGAUGCCUGUUACUACAUUUGACGAGCUGCUAUUAAUUAAUUAUAUUGAAACCUGCUUUAAAAAAUUUAAAUAUAAAGCAUUGGGAAAUUUAACUUUUUCGUGAAACAAAUACAUUUUGAAAAUACAUAUUAUCGAACUCCUUGUACUAAAAAAUAGAUUUUUAUCGAUAAGACAUUAUUUAUUAAGGUAUGUUCCAUGUUUUUCAUAAAAUUUAUAUUAUAAUAAUUAAUAAAUAUGUAAUAUUUAUUUACAUUAUUAUAAAUGCAAUCUCGGAAAUUAAAUCGAUUCUUUAGAUAUUGAUCAUUUAGGCCUUCGAUUUAUUUGUGAAUCGAUUCAUCAGCUAAGGAUUUGAAUCGAUUUAAAAGUCAACCUUUGGAAAGAAUCGCCAUCCCUAGGCGUCACGUCCCGUGAGCGUCGUCUGCGUUAUCGCGUGUUGACGCAAUCGUUAUAUUUUUUGGCGCAAUUUAUGUACGGCGCGGUGUGACGCGGUCUGUCAGAUCUGCCAGAAUAUUUUGUGUGUCAGACUUUUUGCGCGUCGGCUCAUCAAACUUAGCCCCCCAAAAAAAAAUUUUUUCUAUUUUUGAAUUUUCAAUAUCGCAUAUCGUUAGUUCGUAGUUUGUUCUUAAUUGUUCGCUUUAAAUAAUUGUUUGUUCUUUUGAUGUUUAUUUAAAAACAAUUAAUUAAAAAUGGGGGGAAACGCCUACUAUUUGGUUCUGGCACUCGCCGGCCGCUGCCGCGGAACGCUACGCUCGGCUCGUGCGUUGUUUUAACUGUUCUAACAUAACCUAACCUAACCAAUUUUAAUGAAAUGCAAAUUUAAAAAAAAAAAUCGAGAACAAACAAACGUUUAUAGAGAACAAUCAAGAACAAAUGGCGAACUAACGAUGUAAUAAAAAAAAAUAAAAAAAAUCUGGGGGGGCUAACUUUCUUGAGCUUUGCGCGUCGUAUGCGUUACUGCUUAUAAUUGUAUAGGUUUUUUUUAUCACAGACUAAAAAGUGCCUCACGGAUAGUCGUCGUCUGGGAAAGGCCUUAUAGUGUUAAGUUUUCAUCUGUUGUUUCAUAUACCUGUUUGUUGGGACAUAUUUUCCGAUAACUGUUAUUAUUCCUUAGAUAAUUUAUGCGUCUAGAUAGUCUCUUGCUGUUAGACAACCGAUAAAAACUAGUCAGGAAUAUGAGUUUAGUGUGCGUGACAAGCUACGUCUUACACUCGCGAUUUGUUUAAAAAUUUAAAGUUAGUGUGUGUUAAUUGUUCAAAAUAGAGGUUAGUUCUAAACUCAAUGUUUUUCGACGUUUUCACAGCUUUCAGAGUCUAUCUAGUCGUAUAAAUGAUCUAAGCCUAUUUCCGUGAACAAGUGUAUUGUUGUCUCUGUCUUCAGAACUUUGCAUAAAAGAGACAACAAUACGUUUCGGGAAUACGGACCUUAGACUUGUAAACUUUUAUGAGAUUGUUUCAUUGUUGAGCAGCUACCAAUUUUAGCUAGCCUUAGCUUAAAAAAUGUAUAAGCAUAAAACUUUAUGUAGGUAUAAAUAAUAAAUUUUGAUAGGUUUUACCUGAAUGACUUUCUAUAGUCGAUAGCCGCCAGAUUAAAGAUAUUAUAUUAAAUAGAUUUCGUAUAGAACCAAUACAGACAACCCCUCUAAAUUUAGAUUAAACUACUUUUCAACUUUAUGACAGUGGGUUUAUGAUUUUUUGUUAGUUAUGUUAAACUUAUCACCUAUAUUUCGAUCGAACCAAACACAUGUUUUGCCCACCGCGCUGUAGCCUUUCUGGCGUGCCCAUUAUCCGUGCAAUUAGACCGAAAUAUCGGCGGUACAAAUGUUGAAUCUAUAGUAUGUAUUUGAUAUCAAAUGUGGCUAGGAUACAGACAAAAUUUGAUAACAAAUUCGUGCCAAACGAAACUAAAUCCAGACUAUUUCGGUUACAAGUAAUUACGUAUAUAAAAUAUAGGUACUAAGUAAAUAUAACAUUAAAAAUGAAUUAACUGAUUUUAUCAUUCCAACAUUAACAGUUACAGAAGUAUGGUGUCCCAAAAAACAAUUAAGUUCUACUUUGGUGAGAUACAUUUAAUAAACGUUGUUAUAACAAUUGUUAUUGUUACACUGUUGCGAUUUAAUAUCUAAUGUAGAUAUAAAUAGAUAAUAUAGUCGACAUUACACAAUAUAAAUAAUAUACAACAGGGUACUUCGACACUCUGCUCAAAUAUAGUCUUGAACUUCCAUAAUCCAAUUAAAUUCUAAAUAGUUAUAAGUAAUUGACACUUACAACCCGUUCGAGUUAACUGUACACGUCGCAUUGUGUAAUUGUCUUUGGUCGGUAACAGUACGGUUUGCUUAAAUGUGAACGUUACAUCAAGUUAUUAAAAUAUUUUUUAUAGUUUAUUUGAAUAGUCAAAAGUAGUAUUUAAAUCAAAUAAAUAUAAAAAUAUGCUUAAUCACUGUCACUAUUAUAGUUUCUUCCAUCGCCAACGUAGUGUCAUAAUAUUCGUCAUUAUCGUUGGCAGGAAUGAGAGAGUGUUAGUUUACUUUCAAAUUGUAAAAAACUUAAAGUUUUUUAUCAAACUGUUGUUAGUUUCAUAUAAGCUUUUCUUCAGGAGAGUAACAAAAACAGGCUACUCUAAAAUUAAUAAAAUGAAUUAAAAAUAAUUAAAAUAAGAAGAGUACUUAGGUAAUAACUUUUAACCUUGACGAGCAAAAAAGGCAACAAAAAUUUUACUUACCAAAAUAAGUUACAUACUUACGUUACGUUGUUUAAGAUACAGUGUAUAUCAUAAAACUGCAAAGAACACCAAAAAAAACGUUGACCAAAGAAUAAAUAAGUAUAUAAAAAUAAAGUAAAGCCACAUUGCAAACAAUGAAGUAUUAAUAAUUAUAACUGGUAAAGUUAUAAUAAUUAAUACUUCAUUCAAUCUCUAAAUCAAUAUAUAAAAUUAUAGAAAAGGAAUAAAUGUAAAAUAGUACAGUAGAGCCACAUUGCAAACAAAGAAGUAUUAAUGAUAACUGGUAAAGUUAUGAUCUUUAAAUGUAAACCGUAGCCAAAUUGAAUAGCAUUAUCUUUACAAAUCUAGUGAGAUUGUAGACGUAGAUAAAAUCGCGCUUAUGCUACCUAAAUGAACUAGAUGGCUUGGAAUUAAUGACGUUCUAUACAUAUGGACAUAUCAUUCGCAGUCUGAUAACGGAACGGCAAAACUGUGCUUAUAGACAAUUAUACACACUUUUCUCCUUAGUCGUGUGUCAACUGUGUGUCAAUCAACAAGCCUUAGUGUGCUAUAUGAAGUGCCUAUACAUUAAAGACUCAAAAAAAAGAUGGUGUGACUUAUCAUCGGUAAAGUUAUUUUAUUGGUAUAAGAUUGAUAUGCAAAAAUCGUAAGUAAUUUAAUAAAAACGAACAUUUUUUCAUUAAUUAUGGUACAAUUAUUGACAAGUCCCCAGACAACAUCCCCUUGUCAGAAUGGGACACAGUCAGAAAUGAAAACAAUAGAGUCGCUCUUUUUAACCGACUUCAAAAAAGGAGGAGGUUCUCAAUUCGUCUUUGUGUUUUGUUUUUAUGUUUAUUACCUCAGAACUUUCGACUGGGUGAACCGAUUUUGAUAAUUAUUUGAAAGCUGGGGCUUCCCGUAUGGUUGCACUGGUCCAAUUUGGUCCAACCACGAGAAAAGCAUAAAUCUUAAAUUUGCUAUAAGUACAUGCGCAACAAAUAUACGAAUAACUCAAUAUAGCACCAACCGAUAUCGAUAAUUCUUUUUUUAUUGGAAAAAAUAUACUUCAAAGGUAGUUUGGUCAUAGAUUGGUUAGGUUCUGCUUAUGGGAUUCAAGACAAAGUAACGGAACUCUUCAAUUCUUAGGAUCAACGAUACUAGACCGAAGCUUUUUUAUGCUAUACGGAUAUUUGAGUCACCUACCGUAACGUCGUUAUGAUCAAGUAAUUGUCGUAGUAAAAUAUGAUAUUCAAUGGAACUCUUUAACUACUGACAGUAAGGGUGCGAUCUGUCGCAGAAUUUCUAACAGUCUGUAAUAAUAUUGCAAUGCGCUUACGUUCAUUGCUGCAUUGCAAAAUUUUGUAGAUCUGCACAAAUUUAGACAAAUUAUUAGUAAAUGUAGUUUGAAUUCACUAAAAAAUCUAAGAAGGCCUAGGGAACAAUGAUUAGCAAUUUUGUAUUUUGUGUAAUGUGAAAGGCUUACAAGAAUGUGAACAAUUACAUACUACUUUAACGUUAUCACGGAAGUAUUGUUACUGUGAUAAUCGAUACUUAUUUACAUCGCAAAUAUAUAAAAGCUUAUAUUUUUCAGCUUUUCCGUAUACGAGAUAAUGAAAGAGAAUUAGCGCCAGUGGUAGCAAGAGAGAGAAUUGAAGAAAUUUACAAACCAAAUAAGCAUAUUUAUAUUUCUCCACUAAAAUAUUUAAGAUUUUGGAUUUAACCACAUUUAAAAUUUGACUAAACCUGUCAUACAAAUAUAUGUUGAUGUCCGCUUACACUACAUAUCCUGGAAAAGAUAUCUAAAUCUAAAAAACAAUUUUUAUUUAAGUCAAGGAAGCUAACAUUUAAAUAACCAGUGAUGAGAGUGAUUUUUGUUUAAAAUGUAAAAAACCCCCGACUGAACAGAUCUUGACCGGAAAAUAAGGACAGACUGACGAACGUGAUACUUAUACUACUAGGGGACGUUCAACAACGGAUGCAAGUGUUGAGCUGAUCAAGAAUAUUUUUGAUGCCUGGGAGGAAUCGCAGAAUGCACUUAGCAUCUUCUGUGAUUUAUCUAAUGCUUUGGAUUGUGUUCAACAUUCAACGCUGGUCAGGAUGCUAUGGCAUAAAAGGAACUGCGCUCGAUCUUCUGACUUCAUAUCUAAACAAUAGAAUUCAGAGGGUCGACGUGAAUGGCAGGAGAUCUCCUGGGACUCCUCUUAGUAUGGGGGUACCACAAGGGUCUAUUCUUGGACCGUUUCUCUUCCUUAUCUAUAUAAAUGAUCUUCCUAAUCUUAUAGAGAAAAAACAUAAGGUAGUAUUGUUUGCACUUCACUGAUUUUCAAAGUGAAAAGAAACCAAGCUAUGUAUGACGAAGUGAACGAUAUUUUAUCUGACAUCGUGUACUGGUUUAGCGCUAAUAACCUAUUGUUAAAUAGCAAAAAAACUAAAUUCAUUAAAUUUACCGUACCAAAUGUCAAAAAUGUUAAUGCAAAUGUUUUGUUAAACGGAGAGGAGAAUAGAACCGGUGGAAUCUGCUAUAUUUAUUGGCAUAACUCUAGAUUCCAAAUUACAAUGGGGCCCCCAUAUUGAAGGAUUGGCGAACAGACUUAGUUCUGCAGCAUACGCGGUUAAACAGAUUAGACAAUUAACUGACAUAGAUACGGCGCGACUAGUAUACUUUAGUUAUUUCCAUAGUAUUAUGUCCUAUGGUAUAUUGCUAUGGGGCAACGCUGCCGAUAUUAAUACAGUAUUUGUGCUGCAGAAGAGGGCUAUUCGCGCUAUUUAUAACCUAGGUCCUAGAGAAUCAUUGAGAGCAAAAUUCAAAGAAAUUAACAUCUUGACUGUUGCUUGUCAAUAUAUUCUUGAUAAUGUAUCUUGAUAAUAAUGUUCAUAGGCACAUAAGUGAAUUUGCCAGAAACUGUCAUAACCAUAAUGUUAACACCAGGAACAGAUAAACUGAUGAUGCCUACUACUCGGCUAAGUCGAGUUAGUAAGUCUUUUGUGGGGCGAUGUAUAUGUUUUUACAACAAGAUCCCAGAAAAUGUUCAAAACAAAAGUAUUACGUUAUUCAAAAGAAUUGUUAAAAAGCGUUUCUGUGGUAAAGGUUACUAUAACAUAAAUGACUUUCUUAAUGAUACCACAAAUUGGGAAUGGAGCGACCGCCCUCAGGCUAUUAAAUAAUAACUUUAAUUGUACAAUCUUACUUUGUAAAUGUUACUUUAAUUGUAAAACAUAUUUUUGAUGAAAAAGAAAACCCGCUGAGUUUGUUGCGCCCAUUCUUCUCAGGCCUGAGGCAUUCAUUUUGGAAUGGGUGGUAGUUUUUUUGACUUUCAAUAAGUGUUUUCACAUCCUAUUUUGAAUAAAAAUAUUUGAAUUUGAAUUUGAAUACAGCAGCCCACAUUUCGUCUGGGUUUAAAAAAAUACCUAACUGCUACUCCACUGAUGUCGCUGUCCAAAUCGGGUUCUAAAUUCAAAAUACGCAGCUGAAACUGAAAUAGUGUAUACAUUACUGUCUAUUGACCAAUAAUAUUUUAAGCAAUUGGAGUAAACGCAGAAAUGUAUAGACAUAGCAGUCGAAGGUUAUUAAGGUGUAAUUUGUGGCAUGUGCCAUAUUUCGGCUUUGAUUUUGUAUGAGGUGCGUUGUCUAUAUGUAUAGAACGUCAUUGCUUGGAAUUAAUUAUACUUAGUGUAUAAUUAAUAUGUAAAAUUUUUCGUUAUGAACUUUUAUUGGCAAACGGAAAGUUACAUAUUAUGUCAUUAAAAGUUUAGCUGUUUUUAAAUAUGCUGAAGUAAUCAUAACUUUCUACUCCAUUUGGUAAGCAGUUUAAAAUAAACCAAAAAUAUAUAAAUAACUAGUAUUUAAGAAACUUAACUAUGUGAAAACUUAACAAAAAUAUAUUUGUUAAUUCCGAUGGUAGAAAACACGCUGUCGAUACUAUGCGUUUCAAACACGAGGUGGCCGGAGGGGUUUGAGUGGGAGAGAAGUCGAAUUCCAGCGAAGUGUACAGUUAAUUCGGCCGUGUUAUACCUACACAACCUAGUAAAUAAUAGUAAUAACACGCUAUGGCUGUGUUAAUUAAUAUCUUAAGUAGGUAUCAAUUAAAAAUAAGGCUCAAUUUACAUUCCGUCAAGGACCCCAUCUCGGCCCACUUAAGUUUACUUUAUACAUUAAUGACUUGAAUUAAAAAUCCUAUUUGCUUCGCCUAUCAACUAGAUUAUUUGAUGAUGAACACUUGAACGGAAGUGUAUCCCGUAAAACAAACCUUGGAGUUGUUUCGACUCAAAACUAUAUCUACAAUAACUGAACCCCUUGUGUAUGUAGCAUACCUGUAUUGCUUGGUCUUGACUGUUGUAUUUAGCUCUUAGAUUUUCGAAAACCGCUUUCAUAAAUAUCUUGGCGUACAAAAUAAGUAUGAGCCAUAAAAGAGCUCACGCUUUUACCGUAAAAUUUACACGCCUGUACGGCCUUACAAAUAAACUUAGCAUAAAUUAUAUCUGGGAAUAAACCAACAAUAUGUAAAAUGUUAAAAAGGGCCAACAAGAUAGAUCGUAAAGUUAAAAAUUUAGUUCCAUUUCUAUCCCCGGCAAAUUGAAUUGAGUCUAAACGUCUACCUCUACUAUGCUGCAAGCUCGCAUUUGUACACCAACUAUUUGUAUUUGCAGUACUUGUAUUUUAGAUAAAUUAGCUUUAAGAUGUUUUACAACUAUAAGAUUCGUGAUACUAAUAUUGUUGUUAUAGUAAUCACGAAUUAUUAUAAUAAUGUAUUUAAAGCUUUUGUCACUUAUGUUAAUCUGACAUUGUAAGACCAUUCGGUAAAUGUUAUUAACUUUGUUAUAUUUUAUGUAUGUCAUAAAAGCUAUUUUUGUAUGAAGCGAGAAUAUUGUUAACAACAAGAGUGUUUUUGGUCUGCAUAUUUUUCCUGUAAUUGUGACCUACUAAUAACUAUAACAUAGAGCAUUAUAAACUCGUGUUUCUCGGUGAACAUGAGUGUUUUA
Molecule: messenger RNA, 9758 nt
Organism: Leptidea sinapis
Lineage: Eukaryota; Metazoa; Arthropoda; Insecta; Lepidoptera; Pieridae
Gene: shd
Product: ecdysone 20-monooxygenase
Exons: 9
Coding region: 69-1685 (538 amino acids)
Molecular function (GO): monooxygenase activity; heme binding; oxidoreductase activity, acting on paired donors, with incorporation or reduction of molecular oxygen
Source: RefSeq, a predicted model, not a curated record